Loa loa (African eye worm) is the source of this 1392-nucleotide messenger RNA. RefSeq lists its product as hypothetical. Bases 514 to 1017 code for a protein of 167 amino acids. Lineage: Eukaryota; Metazoa; Nematoda; Chromadorea; Rhabditida; Onchocercidae. Gene Ontology annotation, cellular component: membrane; endoplasmic reticulum; endomembrane system. The record is from RefSeq and is a predicted model, not a curated record. The transcript is spliced from 5 exons.
UAAACGAAUUCCUAUUGCGUGUAAAGCGCGGGUACCAUUGCGUGAGCAAGGAGCAGAGGAGGGGAUGGUAAUAAGUCCUUAUUUAGAACUUUACGCAAAUGCUAUCGACAUGUGAAGUGGGCUCUGUUAAACGACGCAGGAAACAUUUUUGGGACAUCUGAGAAGACGUUGCGUUAAUGUCAGUCCUCCGAAACAUCCGUUUUUGAAUCCAUCGCGGAAGAUCAACUGGAUGAAAUGGUUCAUUGAAUUAGUGCGAAAUUCGGUGCUUUUGAUUCCGUAGUAUAAAAUAUGCUAGGAAAAUGAUAUCCGGUAUUUAUAAGUCUGAGAGACGCAGAGGUUCAGGAAAUACAGUGUUACGUCGAAUGAGUUUUCCUUAGCAUAACUUAUUCGGAGUAACACUAUGUUUGACUGUCUUCCAAAUGAUUUAACACAGAACUUACAAAAUUACAUAUACAUCCUGUUUACAGGUAUUUAGAGGGACCUCAACAAGGCAGUAAUCAAGUAAGAUACGAAAUGAUUCGAGGAUUUGUUAUAUUGGUGUCCUUCGUAAUUGGAACCGAGGCCGUCACGUGUGAAUCACCCAAUCAUUCCGCGGUAACAUUCUCAACCACUGAUGCCUUUUUUCAUUUUAGCACAACUUACAUUAUUGAAUUUAACCUACAGUGCGCCAAUAAUGUCAAGGAUAUGGCUGUCUAUGGUAUCGUCAAUGGAAAAGUACAUCAGGCUGCUGUCUCCGAAGAAACGUCAAAACAUCAGAUAUCUUGGCAAUUGGAGCACGAUGAGUCGACUGCUCAAACAUUCGAUGUCGUUAUUUACGACGAAGAUGGUUUGACUGCAUAUCGCAAGGCGGAAAGGAGCCAUGAUGAUACCUCCAAAGUGAAAUCACUCUUCACAGUGCAAUUAAAACAUCCUGGUGUCUCGAAAUCAUCUCCGGUUGCAUCAGAAACCGUUGUUACGGCUUUCGCUCUGAUUGCUUUAUAUGUUGGUUAUCACUUUAAGAGUCAGCUGAUGGCUUAAAGUAUAAGUAUUAAAUAUUCUAAAUGUUCUAGUAUAAGUAUUAAAUGUUAAAUGUUUUUACGGAUAAUCGUAAUGAUAAAACCACGUUUCUGUGACUUUUUGUCACUUUAUGGGACCAGGCGAUGUUUACCCAUAUGUUUUAAUAAUUUUAUGUAUCUCCAAAGAACUUUUGAGAUUUCAAAUUUUAAACAUUGACCGAAGUGUUCUCUGUGACUCUUUGUCAUCUUGGAGUAUAUGAAAUAGAGUUUAACUUAAAAGUCACUUUGGGGUUUUGUUCCUUCUUUGUCUUUUACAUUUAUUGUUAUAGUUUGCAUUGUUUAUUUUCCUGUCAAGAAAACUUGCUGUUCUAUUUAUAAUUCAGUAAUAAAAGCAUGG